UCAGCGAAGGGACACUAAUAGUUGGGGCUUAGAGAUGCCCAUACUGUGAUAAGACCGCACCAACAGCAUGUAGAACUAAGGAUGUGGAUGGAUGGAGAAUGUGGUAUGGUGAGGUGACUCGGCAUAGGAUGUGACAGUUGCUCACUCUUAAUUCCUUGGAAUUGCUACUGCAGCUGCACCCAUAACUAGACACAUUUGCAUACUUCGGCUGAAUCUGGCUCGAGGCAAGUUUUUCAUUUUCUAGUGUAACUUCACGUCACUGUGCACGCAAUAAGUCGCGUUUGGAUGCUUUUACCUCCCUGUGUGCUGAACCGUCCCUUUGCAGUUUAAGCUAUUGAACAGACGCCCCGUCGGUGCCCACUUUGGUGCUAAUGCGCAUGUGCGCUGCUGACUGGCAGUAAUCCGCUGGGCAGCUAUCGCAUCUGUGUGUGCGCUGCCCCUUAUCACCUAGCGUGUGCAAACCACAGACAAGAGAGGAGAAAAGCAUGGAUAUAAUGCAAUGGAAAUAACAUCCGGAACUAGGACCAGCGUCGAGAUCGCGGAUACAUUCAUGCACAAACGCGCACAGAGGACUGUGUUGGAGUGAAGCACUGUGGGUAGCGGUGUGUGUGUGGACGCCUUUCAACGGGAGCAUUCGGGCUGCAGCAUCUUAGAAAGAAAGGGAUAUAAUGGAAAGAAAAGACCACUUCGGAUUUGGCGGAAAUCAAGCGGUUCUGGAGUUCCAACAAUGCUGACGGGCCAGUCAAUAUCUGGAUCUUUGAGUGCAUUCGUGGGUUCUUGUUGUGGUAUGGGGUGGCUGUACCCUCCAGAAAUUAUUCAGUUCGACUGAACGGUGAACUCGUGUCAGCAAUCCGAAAGGCUGCCCGACCGGGGAACGGGAUUUGAUUUAAAUUCCUCGGUUUUGCAAACCCCCUCCAUCUACCCCGGCCUUCCAUGGGUGAAGCGUUUUUUUUAAACUCGGAAAUCACUGACAUUACAGCAUACCGUCAGAGGCCUUCUGCUCAGUGUCUCUUCUGAUACUACAGCGAGAUUUUUUGUGUGCCAGUCAGUCAGUUGGGACGAAGCUUAUCAGUGCCUCCUGCACAAGCCACUGUUAGUUGCCGUCACCCAAAAUUAUCUGCUGACCUGGCGUCAUAUUCUUCAUACCGACUUGGACAAAAUGCACAACAACAACCAAAGAUCUCUAAAUAAGUGUAUGUGGGCGCCGGUUAGUGGCCAUAACACAGUAUCGUCUUGUCAGUUUUGCACUACAGAUGUUAACCGGCGCGAUAUUUCGCGGAUACAUUAAAGAGAAAAAAAAUAAACUAUAAUAACAGGCGAAUUAAAGCGGAACCUUCGGUUGCCUCCGCUCACGCUCCUCUAUUCCUCUUCCUGAAAGUAGGGAAGUGCGGAGACAAAGAAGGGGUUAUCUCCAGGUCUGAGGAAGGUAACUGAUGUAAAAAUCAUUUCUGUAGCUGAGUCGAACGCUCAACUUAGUCUUCGCACCCUCCCUAGACUUCAUCUCGAUUUGACAAGCUGGACCGGACACCUAUUUGUUUUGGCUUUGAACUAUCCUUCUCUCGCCGUGACGAUAGCGUCUUCCAACGAGUUUCCCUUCUUAUUUGAACCUCUCUCUACGUAUGGUAUAUUGAUGGGUGCUUAUCAUUGCUCAUAGCGUGCUGUUUUAAAUUAAUAACUGACGUUGUCUGACUGUAUAUGGACGCUUUUUAACCGCGAGGACGCGCGCAAGUGGUGGAACUAAGAUUCCGUAAAAGGCUGAAACCGUAUCUGCCAAGGAGUGGGCUUUGGGCGGUGCGCGCGUGAUGGUCGGUAAUCCCCUCAGCAGCUGGAGAAAGACGAGCCGUGUUGUACCGACGGUACCGGAGAGUUUUCCUCGGAGCAAACGCCGCAUUUUCAAGCACGAGUCCCUCCAGUGUACAACUUUAGUUUUUAACCCUGCUUUGUACCUCUUGUCAAAGAGAACAUUGUUAAGCCAGAGAAACACUCACUGGAAAUGUUUUGAACUUAGGACAGUCUGUCCAUAUCCUCGGGUUUAGCAAGUUCUCUGCUGAUGCUUUAGUACCACUCCAGGGUCAUGGCCCUUGUCAAUUUAGCUCACUGAAAAUGAUUGCAGCUGCUGGUCAUUGGUCCAGGGUCAUUUGUUACCACCAACGCCAAACAGUACUUACAUUGGAAAGCCAUAGCUCUAAUGACAUGACCGUCCUCUGCAUUCUGUCAACACGCUUUUCUGUGCUGAGUAAGCCGUGACCCUUCAGACGUUACACUGUGACAAGAUACAGACUCGGAGCCCUCUGAAUGUUUUUUGAGCUCCUGUCAUGUUGAUGUGACGCUUCAUGACCUCCGCUGUCACUCACGCUGUUGAGUGACUCAGAUCCGCCCAGCAGGUCAUGGAGUGGGGAUUUGGCAUGAUCGAGAACACGUGACUCUUUUAUUUUUCCUGCCUGUUCCCACACUGUUGUGCAACUGUGAGCUAAAGACUGAGUGAGUGAAAAAGAGAGAGGGAGAGAGAGACUGAGUGUGUACUCAGAGCCGUAAGUCCCACAUACUACCCCAGGGGAGGACCGGGGAUAGAAGUCUGCUAAUAUUUGCCCCCGUGUGAAGACCGGCAGGGAGGGAGGGGAGGAGGCGCGCCGCGCCGUUAAACACGUUCUACAGAGUGACUUUCGGUUGUCGGGGUGAUGGGGAGCUCAGCCUCUUCCCUGACGGCGGAGACCGAGUCUGAGCAUGGCUUCCGCUCAGCGCCGUACCCUGCCGGCUCCUCCACCGUGGGCUGGCUCCGGAACAGCCACAGCAGCCCCGUGUGGGGCACCACCUUCAUCACAAGACAGCAGCAGAACCCACCCAUACCCCACAGAGAACGCAGUCACUCCCACUCUCCGGGCUCCAUGGCGGCGGUGGUGCGUGCGAAUGGCGAGUGGUCUUGCGGACGCUGCACCUUCCUGAACGCCAGCGGGGCGCCGCGCUGCUCCAUCUGCGAGGCGCCGCGCCAGAAGCCCGACCUCAACCACAUCCUGCGUCUCUCGGCCGAGGAGCCGCGCUGGGCCUGCACCCGAUGCACGCUCACCAACCCGCACGCCGCCGGCUCCUGCUCCGUCUGCGGGGCUACGCCAGGCAACGGGCCACAGCUGGCGCUGCCACAGGUGCCCGCACCACCACCACCACCGCAGCAGCUUCCGGCCAAGAUCACCACCACCGCCACCGCCGCCAUGCCCCAGGAGUUGCCCUCGUCCUCCCCCAGCCCCGGCGAGUCUCCGCUGGAAGAGCCGCUGCCCUCCAUAUCGGUGCGGCGGUCCUCCACGGCGGUGCUGAUGGAGGUGAGCUCCAACGGCGAGCUGGCCGGAGCAGGGGACGCGGUGCUGGGCAGUGGGGGCUGGGCGUGUCCGCGCUGCACGCUGCACAACACGCCGGUCGCCAUGUCCUGCUCGGCGUGCGGCGGCCCCCGCAAACUCUCCCUACCCAAGAUCCCCCCCGAGGCGCUGGUCGUGCCCGAGGUACGGACGCCCGUCCUGGGCUUCCCAGUAGGACACGCGGGGGCGGUCGCGACGGUCAACGCCGUGGGACAAACCCCGCCCCUCAUCGACCUCACCGUCGAGGACCCGCUGCCAUUGGCCACUCCGGAGCCUGUCGUCACGCCCCUGUCGUCCUCGGCGUCCUCUGUCCCCUCGUCGUUACAAAACAACCCCGUCCCCCGCAGCCGGCGCGAGGUGCCUCCGCCCAGCCGGCAGGCCAACGCCGACUCCAAACACUCGCACACCCCCACGGGCGGAGAGCCCCUGCUGGGGAAGCGGCUCAGCGUGCUGGAAGAAGAGGACUCGCACCCCCCGCACCACCAACACCAUCACCACCACCACCACCACCACUCACACACGCACAGCCAGACGCCCAUCAUCACCUCGCCCCCCUCCUGGAAGUGUCCCGGCUGCUCGGGGCUGGGGAGCGGACGCUGCGAGACCUGUCGCUCCUCCUCCUCCUCCACCAUGCGCUCCACCUCCUCCUCCGCCACCACCUCCUCCACCUCCUCCUCCUCCUCCUCCUCUUCCUCGUCCUCGUCCUCCACGUCGUCGGGCGACGUGAUCGACCUGGUCGGCGAGUCGGUGCGCUUCACGCCGGCCUCGCCCUCCAGCCCGGACUUCAGCUCGUGGGCGUGCUCCAAGUGCACGCUGCGCAACCCCACCUCGGCGCCGCACUGCUCGGCCUGCGGCUCCUCCAAGCUGCACGGCUUCUCCGACCCCUCCGCCGCCGCCGCCACCUCCCCCUCGUCGACGUCGUCAUCCUCCGGCGCUCAGUCGGCCGCGGCGCGUCUCCAGUCGUCCCGCUGCUGCCUCCAGUGUGGCGGCCUCCCGGGCUCAUCGUGUGGCUGCAGCAGUACCAAGCCGUCCUCCACUGCCACCUCCUCCUCCUCGAACUCUGGUUCUGCAGCGCCGCGUAAGACGGCCCGCGUCUACCCUACCUCUUCCUCCUCCUCUUCCUCGUCCUCGUCCUCCCCUGCGGCGGGCCCCUCGUUAGGAGGGCUGGCGGGCAUCGCCGCGGGCCAGUGGUCGUGCCCGGCCUGCACGCUGCUGAACGAGGGCCGGGCCAAGCACUGCGGGGCGUGCCACACUCCGCAGCAGUACGUGGCGCUGAGGAAGCUGGGCAAGCCGCUGAAGAGGCGCGAGAGCGUCCACGUGGAGGCGCGCCGCCGGACGGACGAGGGGGAGGCCAAGGAGCUGUGGGAGAACAUCGUCACCUUCUGCAGAGAGAAUGCGGUCAACUUCGUGGACGACAGCUUCCCUCCGGGCCCGCGCUCUGUGGGCUUCCCCGAGAGCGACAGCGUGCAGCAGCGAAUCAAGAAGUGGCUCCGCCCCCACGAGAUCAACUGCAACAACUUCAAGGAGCGUGGCGUCAAGUGGAGCGUGUUCCGAACGCCCCGCCCUUCCGACAUACUGCAGGGGCUCUUGGGAAACUGCUGGUUCCUGAGUGCCUUGGCGGUGUUGGCGGAGCGUCCGGAGCUGGUGGAGCGGGUGAUGAUCACGCGGGGCAUCUGCACGGAGGGGGCCUACCAGGUGCGGCUCUGCAAGGACGGCACCUGGACCACCGUGCUGGUGGACGACAUGCUGCCCUGCGACGAGUACGGCUACCUGCUCUUCUCACAGGCCCAGCGUCGUCAGCUGUGGGUGGCUCUGAUUGAGAAGGCGCUGGCCAAGCUUCACGGCUCCUACUUUGCCUUGCAGGCGGGCCGCGCCAUCGAGGGCCUGGCCACGCUCACCGGCGCCCCCUGCGAGUCGCUCAUGCUGCAGGUCAGCUCCACCAACCCCCGCGAGGAGCCCAUCGACACAGACCUCAUCUGGGCCAAGAUGCUCAGCUCCAAGGAGGCCGGGUUCCUGAUGGGCGCCUCCUGUGGGGGCGGGAACAUGAAGGUGGACGACGUCGUUUACGAGUCGCUGGGACUCCGGCCACGCCACGCCUACUCCAUCCUGGACGUCCGAGACGUGCAGGGCUACAGGCUGCUGCGUCUCCGGAACCCCUGGGGUCGCUUCUCGUGGAACGGCAGCUGGUCGGACGAGUGGACGGACUGGCCGCAACACCUGCGUCACGAGCUGAUGGCCCACGGCAGCAGCGAGGGCGUCUUCUGGAUGGAGUACGGGGACUUCAUCAAGUACUUUGACUCGGUGGACAUCUGUAAGAUCCACUCUGACUGGCACGAGGUGCGUCUGCAGGGCUGCUUCCCCAGCCGGGCCAGUGGGCCCAUCACCGUCACCUCCCUCACCGUGCUGGAGAGGACCGCCCUGGAGUUCGCCCUCUUCCAGGAGGGCAGCAGGCGUUCGGACACGGCGGACAGCCACCUGUUGGACCUGUGCAUCAUGGUGUUCCGGGCCUCGUUCGGCAGCGGCAACAAGCUGACCCUGGGCCGUCUGCUGGCCCACAGCAAGCGCGCCGUCAAGAAGUUUGUGGGCUGCGACGUGAUGCUGGAGCCCGGCGAGUACGCCGUGGUCUGCUGUGCCUUCAACCACUGGCAGAUGAACCUCGCCAGCCCGCCCACGCCAGUGUCCAGUCCCACCAGCGUGCGGCGGCCCAGUCAGGACUUCCCGGGCUUCAUCCUGGCCAUCUACAGCUCGCGCCAGGUCAUGGUGGAGCAGGUGGAGGCCAGCGGCACCACGCUCGCCGACGCCAUCAUACUGCUCACCGAGAACAAGGGAGAGAGGCACGAGGGUCGCGAGGGCAUGACGUGCUACUACCUGACGCAUGGCUGGGCGGGGCUGAUGGUGGUGGUGGAGAACCGGCACCCCAAGUACUACCUCCACGUCUCCUGCGACUGCACCGACAGCUUUAACGUGGUGUCCACACGCGGAUCCCUCAAGACCAUCGACAGCGUCCCGCCAUUGCACAGGCAGGUGCUGGUGGUCCUGUCCCAGCUGGAGGGCAACGCCGGCUUCUCCAUCACCCACCGGCUGGCGCACCGCAAGGCAGCUCAGGCCUCCCUGGGGGACUGGACGCCCAGCAAGGCCACGCACUCGCCACAGCUCACCUCCGACACCGACGGACUGCACCGGCCACGGCCGCUUUGACACACACUCACACCUUACACACACGCACACAGAGACACGGACUGUGUACACGUGCACACAGGGAUACAGGAUACACUCAACACACCGCAUACACAUUACACAAACACACACAAAGACUCGUACUGUAUACAGGUACACACAUACACACACGGAUACAGCAUAUACUAUAUACUCACACACAUGGAUACAGGAUACACUGCACACACACGCACACACACACACACACACACACACACACACACACACACACACACACACACACACACACACACACACACACACACACAGGCAUAGUGACAGUGAUGGCAUCUCCUCUCGUGCACAGACAGAGCUGAAGACACACAUGGCAAGACGUAUGCAGAGUACUGGACUGAGGAGGGACUGACUGACUUGACUCCUAAACUGUUCAGCGUAAAACAACAUCCUGCCAAAUGCACACCUGUGCCAUGAAAUGCAUUACCACUGAUUACAAUACACACACACACACACACACACACUACACACAGGCACUAUGCACACUACACACACACACACACACACACACACACACACACACACACACACACACAGCAAGAGGUGAGGGGUUAAGGUCUGGUUUAGCGUGCUACCACUACUGAGCCAAUUACAGCUGAUUCUUUAAGCCAAGGCCACACCCCUCCUCUGCUCUCUGUAUCUCUCUCACACACAUACACACACGCACACACAAUUAAUGACACACACUCACGCACACUUACAGACACGCACAUACACAUACCUACAAGCGCACACGCACACACACAUUUUUACAUGCACACCAACCCCCCACAAGGCAUAUGAAAUUGGCCUUGGUUUUUACGGUACACCACGUUGAGCCAAAUUUGCUUUCAGAAUCCCAUAAACCAUCUGCAUAUUUUGUGACUUGUUGUACCAUAUUAUCACGCAGCCUUGUCUUAGUCCUUUAUCCAUGUGUUUACUCGCGAGUGUUUGGUGUGUUUGUGUGAAUGAGGCUACUUGUACAUGAUUCUACGAUUUACACUGGGAGCUGGUGGAGGGGAUGCGAAAACCAUUGGGAGACAAAGAAAAAAGAAACUUGAAUCUUUUUGGGGUUUUUUUUAUUUUAUUUUAUUUGUUUGUUCCCGGAACUGUGGGGUAAUGGGGUUUUUUUACAUAUGAUUUAUAAUUAUUUGUUCCUCUAUGAUUUUUAAAAAGAAUCAUAUACUUGAUUUUGCUGUUGGAUGUGUUGUUCAAAGGCAGAAAAUCUGUCAGUGUGUGUGUAUAUGUGUGUCUGUCUGUGUGUCUGUGUGUGUCUGAAGAAGGAAAUGGACUAGAUGUGGAGAGAUCAAGCUGGAUGGUUCCCCGUUUGUUUGACGGGCCGUCUGUUAAUUUAUUAAUGUGAAGAAAAUAAUAGUGUACGUACAGUACGUGUUGUUGGGGGGAAAAGCACAAACGAACCUGCUGUCUUGCAUCUGUAGAAGACGUCUGUGUUUGUGUGCAGACACACAUGGCACAAGGAGUGUGAUUCUGUUGUGUGUGUGUGUGUGCGUGUGUGUGUGUGUGUGUGUGUGUGUGUGUGUGUGUGUGUGUGUGUGUGUGUGUGUGUGUGUGUGUGUGUGUGUGUGUGUGUGUGUGUGUGUGUGUGUGUGUGUGUGUGUGUGUGUGUGUGUGUGUGUGUGUAAGUGUUUGAGGAGUGCUAGACAGUGGAUGGAUGAAUCUGACGACGCUGAUGCACUGAAAUCUCCUGACGCAAGAUCCAGCACUGCUGCACCACCGCUCGUGCACUUGGUUAAUCUGGCGUCAGUCCUCUCACUCUCUCUCUUUCUCUCUCUGUCUCUGUCUCUGUCUCUAUCUCUCUCUCUGUCUCUCUCUCUCUCCCUGUCUGUCUGUCUGUCUAGCUGUCUAGCCCUCCAUCUCCCCUCCUAUGUCUCUCUUGUCAGCUCAUGUGUCUUGUUCUGUGACUAGUUUGUUUUUUUUCCUCUUCCUCUGCAUUGUCCUGUGGAUCAUCUCAUGCUUGUGGGAGCGUCAUCACGACUCAAAAGACAAGAUUGCCCCCUGGUGGAUUAACAUUAGAAAUUACACUUCACACUGUGCACACCUUACAAUUACAUACACUAACAUGCACACACACACACACACACACACACACACACACACACGACAGGGCCAUAUCCUGAUUUGUACAUUGUAUAAAUUGAAUAAUAAUACCACAUUGAAAUGUGUGUGUGGUCUAACCUGUACAAAAGAGACCCAACAGACCCAAUAGACCCCCAAUGAAAUCAAAGCGAUCGCUGGAGGAAUACGCAGCGCUCCACUGGAUGUGAAUGUGAGGAUGUAUAGAAUAUUUUACUGAUUUUGGAGACAAGAAUACUAUAUGAAUAUGUAUAAAUAUCUCUGUAUGUUAAAAAUUUGCAAUCUCAGGUUCCAUUGGACCAAAUAAAGUUUUUUUUAUGAAAUGUC
This is a messenger RNA of Engraulis encrasicolus (European anchovy), 8978 nucleotides long. RefSeq names its product calpain 15 (gene capn15). The record is from RefSeq and is a predicted model, not a curated record. The coding region runs from base 2679 to 6545 and encodes 1288 amino acids. The transcript has 13 exons. Gene Ontology annotation, molecular function: calcium-dependent cysteine-type endopeptidase activity. Lineage: Eukaryota; Metazoa; Chordata; Actinopteri; Clupeiformes; Engraulidae. Gene Ontology annotation, biological process: proteolysis. Gene Ontology annotation, cellular component: cytoplasm.